AUAAACACAAGAAUAACUCACUGUGUGACGUCACUGAAGACAAAGCUGAUGGAGAGAGACGACAGGUUACAGACACCAGUGAAGACUGAAGUGAAGCUCCUUAAGGAGAUAAAAAAAGAGGAACACAGUGAUGAGGAUGGUGAUUUAUUUCCUCCAGAGUCUCUGACUUCUGUCUGUAACGCUGGAGGACAGCAGAUGCUGCAGACACCAGCGGAGGUUGAAGUGAAGCUGGAGGAGAUAAAAGAAGAAAACACAGCAGAGGACCAACAGAGUGAUGAAGAUUAUGAUGAUUUCUUUCCUCCAGAGCUGAUGAAGGGGAUAAAGGAACGUCGAGAGCUGAAUAAGCUGAAUGAAGAGGAGGAGAAACAUCAGUAUCAGAAACAUCAUGAUUUCAGAACUGGAGAAAAGUCUUUGAGUGGCUCAAAGACUAAUUUCUCACCAAAAAAGCAUCAAGGAACAGCCAAAAGUCCUAUCACCUGCUCUCAGUGUGGAAAGAGUUUCAUGCGUAAAAGCAAGCUGAUCAUGCACAUGAGAGUUCAUACUGGAGAGAGACCUUACACGUGCCAUGAGUGUGGGAAAAGUUUUCUUUAUAAAGAACAGCUUUAUGUUCACAUGAAAAUUCACACAGGAGAGAGACCUUACACAUGCCAUCAGUGUGGGAAAAGUUUUGCAUUUGCUUGUCAACUGAAAAAUCACAUCCGCUGUCACUCUGGAGAAAGACCAUUUAAAUGUGAUAAGUGUGGUAAAACAUUUGUUGUGGCACAUUAUCUGAAAAAUCAUCUGAAAAUACACACAAAUAAGAAGCUUUACAAGUGUACUUUUUGUGGAAAGAGUUAUUCGCACCUGUCCUAUUUUAAAAUGCACCAGAAUAUUCAUACCGGUGUGAGGGCUCAUGUGUGCUUUGAAUGUGGAAAGACCUUUAUGACAGCCGGCACUUUGAAAAAGCAUCAAAUAAUCCAUACUGGAGAGAAACCUUACAAGUGCUCAUACUGUAGAAAGAGUUUUGCUCUGUCACAAAACCUGAAAAAACACGAGAGAAUACAUACUGGACAGAGAUCAUACCACUGCUCCUCAUGUGGGAAAUGUUUCAGCACAAUAAGUAAUCUACGUAGACAUGUAAAAUAUAAUUGUAGUCACAGUGAGCAAAAUUAUCUUCAGGUCCAAGAAGAUCAAGUAAAUAGUUGGAAAUUCAGAUAA
Xyrauchen texanus (razorback sucker) is the source of this 1197-nucleotide messenger RNA. RefSeq names its product gastrula zinc finger protein XlCGF52.1-like. The record is from RefSeq and is a predicted model, not a curated record. Lineage: Eukaryota; Metazoa; Chordata; Actinopteri; Cypriniformes; Catostomidae. The transcript is spliced from 5 exons. Bases 49 to 1197 code for a protein of 382 amino acids.